GUGAACACGACAUCUAGAAAUAAUAAUUCUUCGCUGCAGAAUUCAACAGCUGCUAACUCGAUGACUACGUGUAAUGCCACAAUUUCCAACUGCACGACGCAGAAUUCUACUUUGCAGGGCAACGGAACUGUGGUCUAUGUCCAAGUUAAUUUGACAAAUGUAUGCGAGUCAAAUAGAACUCAGCGUCUCUUACCAUGCAACGGGACAGCGUUAAAUCUCACAAAACACUGUGAGAUUGCUAAAGCUGGUAAUUUAUCGCUUGUUUGCAGAAAUGGAAGUGUCAUAAAUAGUUCCUUUAUCGCUGAUCUGGUUUCUAAUGCAACAAAAUCUUCCAUCACAUCAAACAACACAAUUAAUUCUGGAAAUCGCACUAUCGAAAAUAUAACAUCCUCGAUUAACGCCACUACAGCGACGCCAUCGAUUCAAACUCCAAAUGGGACUUUAACAAAUGGAUCGCUAGUUAAUGGCACCUCUUCGCAAAACGCCACAGAAGGGAAUGUCACCACAACUUCAAGCUCGAUCUCCGUUAACGCUUCCGCUAAUGCUACCGUUGCUGCACCAACUACAACAAAUUUGGAGGGUGCAAUCUCAAACGCAACGGAAUCUCCGACAACUAAGGCACAAGAAGGCAACGAAAUAUCGAGUACAGCAACUCAGCAAUCGACAACUACGGUAACUAAAGCGGAAGAGACAACUACCGAAAAAUCAACUACUCCAAGUACCACAGCGAAGGAGACAACUACCGAAAAAUCAACUACUCCAAGCACUACAGCGAAAGAGACAACUACCGAAAAAUCGACUACUCCAAGUACUACAGCCGAGGAGACAACGACCGAGAGAUCGACAGCAUCUAUCACCACUCAGGAAGCCUCGUCUCCUCCAAGCGCUAAGGAAACUACCACAAAAGAAAGCACAACUCAGACCACCACAACCAAGGAAACAGUGAAAACAGUCCAGACUACUACGACAACACAAGAAUCCUUGCAAAGAACAACUUCUUCGAAAGAUGAUCAACAGCAUUCGUUGCCAUCUCCUUUGGAUGAUGAAAAGAGUGUGCAAUUUUUCUAUGUUAAUGUGCUCACCCCAAUUGGUGCAGGAGCCUGUGCAGCACUGCUCAUUGCAUUCCUGGUUGUGCUGUGCAGAUGUUGCCGUCGACGAAAGCUAAAGAAAGUGCGCUACUUUGGAAAGGCUCCAGGACAUGUUAACAUGGAUGAGUUGAAUUUGCUUUCACAUUCCAGUGAUGAAGAGUGAUUAAGUUCCUCUUGGCUGCUUCUCCAUAAUUUACCUAUUUUCAGAAAAUCCACCUUCACUAAAAUCUAGAGCAGAUCAAAGUCCAGCUUGACUGUACAGUUUUAUAAUGGCUACACUGGAUGUAAAUUUUUUUCCACUACAAUUCUUUUGGAAAGAAGUUUUAGUGAUGCAGAGUUUUUGACAAACUGGAAGCUUUCUCAAUCCAUCAAAGUUUACCCAGGGUUGUCAAGGUUAUGCAUUAAAUUAUAUGCAUUGAAAUCUCAGGAGGUUAAUAAAGUGGAAGUCAGUGAUUCUUGCCAGCCUUUAUCGACAGGAACAGUUUGGUUAAGACUAAAGAAUCUUUUAAGCUAACUUAUUGCUUGUUAGCAGAAGCACAAUAGCAUAUACCAAGAAUUCUGGCUAAUAUUCCAUGAUGUGUUUGGUACAAGAGAACACUUGUAAUUGAGCUAGUACGUUUUUAUACUGCAGUGAGUGAACAAUAAUUGUCAAUCAACCACCACCUAUAAAAAUAGAUUUUGUAAGUAAAAUGGCUUUGAAAUAAUUGAACCGUUUAAGCUCUCUUUUGCAACAUUUAUUUGAUUUAACAGCAAUUUAAAUCAAAAUAAUGAUGAU
Molecule: messenger RNA, 1863 nt
Organism: Pocillopora verrucosa
Lineage: Eukaryota; Metazoa; Cnidaria; Anthozoa; Scleractinia; Pocilloporidae
Source: RefSeq, a predicted model, not a curated record